This is a messenger RNA of Marasmius oreades (fairy-ring Marasmius), 795 nucleotides long. RefSeq lists its product as uncharacterized. Bases 1 to 795 code for a protein of 264 amino acids. NCBI's taxonomy places the organism in Eukaryota, Fungi, Basidiomycota, Agaricomycetes, Agaricales, Marasmiaceae. The record is from RefSeq and is a predicted model, not a curated record. The transcript is spliced from 5 exons.
AUGGAUCCAACUGAUCGAUCUCCCUCGGAAGAGGACCAACAUGCAGGUGAAGAACAACAUGCAGGUGAAGACAGAAACCGUCGUACGGCUUCUCAGUCUCCUCCUCCCAUCCCGAGAACCCAGCAGCAGAUGGAUGACGGACCACCACCAGACGUCAGCGGUCGCAAGACGGAUGGAUCGAACGACGAAAAAAAGAAGCAACAAGACAAGGAGCUUGCAGAACGGCUUUCUGGCCUCAUUGAAGACGCCAACUCACGCCUUCGUCCACUCUGCAAGAUGAUUCGUUCUCAUAUUGAAAAUAUGGAAGCCCGUAAAGAAGAAGACCGCGACGAAGAUGAACUUGUCAAACAAGUCAAGCCUCUUCUAACUCAGGCUGAGCAAAUCCUCAAUGAGACGAAUGGAAAUAUCAAGGGUGCAGACCCGGGCAAUCGUCUUUCCAGGAAAGCACAAAAUCAUCAACAGGCUAGUUCAGCUACACCUGAGGAACAGCGACUUGCUUCUGCCGUCAAAGUCCUCGCGGAGGAAAUGGGUGGGACCAUUGAAUGGGCAAAAGGCAAGCUUGACGCCUUCCCAAAGGCCAAAAAAGACCUUGGACCUCUUCUGGACGCCCUAGGCGCUCCCUUAACUCAAAUCAUAUCGGGCGUCUGUCUUCUCCUCACCGGUGUCCUAAAUCUUGUAGCAAAGCUCCUGAGUGGGCUGGGAUUGGACAGCUUGCUCAAUGGAAUCGCUUCAGCUCUUGGACUCAAACAACUCUACUGUGGUCUCGGGUUGGACAAGAUGAUGGGUGGCAAGUAG